Messenger RNA from Prorocentrum cordatum, 4287 nucleotides. The record is from the annotation of a GenBank genome assembly. NCBI's taxonomy places the organism in Eukaryota, Dinophyceae, Prorocentrales, Prorocentraceae.
GGGCCGCACGACCGCUACCGUUGUGCUCGAGCUUUUGAGGGGCAUGCAGAGUGCCGCCACGCGCUUUCUCUCGGAGUUCGCGCGCGGGGCAUCGCAGGCCCUGGUGGUGUGGUCGGCGACCUCUGCUGCUCCGCCCGCUUGCCCACCGUGCGCGUGCGAGUGGUCCCCACGGUACCACAUUGCGUGUCCCGACGUCAGCGGGGCCAGCAUCGUGCACCUGGUCAGCGUUUGGUGCAGCCACGCGGUGGCCUUUUUGCUGGGCACCUUGCUGGGCGUGAUCGUGGUGCCCGCCUUCCUGAGCUGCAAGUGGCUGGUGGGAAGCAUCUGGAGGCGCUCGAGGACUGCGACCAGCGUCAGCACCGCGCCAGUGGAGGCGACGUCGGCCGAGGAGAUACGCCCGCCAGUUUUCCAUGAGAGGAUCACGUUGUUCGAUGUGCCUCCGUCUCGUGCUGCUAUUGCUACUGUGGACGGAGAUGUGUACGUGGAAUCGGUCGAGGUUGACGGGGACGUCGAGGAGGCACGGCCGUUGCGAGGCUUGGGCGCACCUGUCUUCGGAGUCGCGGAGGCGAACGUCUAUCGUUUCGGAGCCGUGCCCUCUGCUCCACAGGUGUGGGGCUUCCUGCGGGACGCUGCCUUGCAGCUCGGCGCCGCCCUGCCUCCCUCGCCGUUUCUGCUGGCUGGUGGGGCGGGAGUGGGAGCCGCGUGGGUCCCUCAGGCGCUGGCGCUGGAGAAUCCUGCGGCCGCCGCGGCCGCGGCGGCGGCUGCUGCUGGCGGAGGAGGGGCGGCGGUGCCCGCACCAGGCGACGGCGCUGGAGGCGGCGGCGGCGAUGCUGUGCCUGGAGGCGCAGGCGCUCUUGCUGCGGCUCUGGGCGUGGCGAUGCCUCCCCCCCUCGGGGGUGGCGGUGCUGGGGCGGGCGGCCCAGGCGGCGGCGCUGCAGCUGCUGGUGCGGCCGCGGCGGUGGCGCCAUUGGCGGCGGCCGAUCCUCGCGUCUUCCCGUUGGCGACGGAUCACGCUGGUCGCCGCCAGCUGGACUACUCCGUCGCGCUGCGGGACGCUACCACCACGCCACGGGACGAUUGGCCGAUCAAGGGGCCAAGGACGACCCAGUGGUGCUUGGAGCACAUGCGUCGGAACGCGGGCGGCCCUCUGGCCUGGCACUCGAAGUGGAAGGCGGAGGCGAGGCUUCGCGACUCGGAUGCCAUCUGCCAUCAGCAUGAGAUGAACUGCAGGCUGCUGGAGAUGGCCACCUGCUACGACCAGCUCAACGCGUCAGAGCUGGCGACCUUUGAGCUGGUCAGUCGGCAGACUCAGCUCAUCGAGGAGCGCCACUACGAGGAGGCGGUGGCUGCGCAGGUGGCGGCCGAGGAGAAGAAGGACAAGAAUAAAGGCCUCGGGGCGAGCGAGAGUCUGCUCGCGUCGGAGGCCGAGCGCUACAUGGGCGUGUCGGCGAGCAAGGGCAACCUCUGCAUCUCGCCAAUGCUCACGGAGUUCAUUGCAAAGCAGCUGAAGGCGGAGGCAGCUGUUGCCAAGGAGAGGCGUUGGGCUAACGACGGCAUCGCGGCGCUCAACCAGCUGAGCGGCCACGGUGCAGGCGCGGCGGCGCCGCCAGGGCUGACGUCAUCAGCUGCCCGGGCGAGCGCGCUGGACCACAUCAGCCAGGCCUUUCGCGAUUUUCCUGUGCCUCCUGACUAUCAUGAGGACCGAGUUUCAGGCGAAGCAGCCCUUGCAGAGCUGCUCGCGUCGGCGCCUGGGUAUUCCGCGGAGUCUCAGCGCGUCAAGCCCUACAGCAAGGACCUGGUGUCCUGGCCCGACAUGUCUACCGCACCUGUGGAGGUUACAGAGUUGGUGGAUCAGGCCGAUCGUGAAUGCUUGUUGGGAUGGAGACGGACCAUGCUCAAAGGUGAGAUGGCCUCUGAUUCCCGAGAUGCGCCAGCUCCGCGGCGCCCGUACGUGGGCCCGAUUUUGGCCAACAGCCCUCGCGCCUACGCUGGUUUCGUUGGCAAGUUGCUUCAGGGUGGCAUGAUUAGCUUCCGCGUGGCGCGUGCUGCUGAUCCUUAUAGUUUGGGAUUUUUCUUUGUUGAGAAGGUGGGCAAGGGCACGUUGAGACUCGUGUUCGACACAAGAGUGGCGAACGAGGAUUUCGAGCCCCCGCCCAAGACGACGCUUCCGGCGGCUGCUGCUUGGUCCGCCUUGGAGUCGCAGCGUCCCGUCGUUCUAGCGCAGGGUGACAUCCAAUGUGCAUUCUAUCACAUGCUGGUGCCAAAAGGGAUGGAGGAAUGCUUCACGUUGCCCACUAUUUCAAAUCAGUUGUUGGGGAUUACUCACGUCGACGGAUUGCCAGUGGCUAGCGACUGCUAUCUUCAGCCCAUGGUGCGCGUGUUACCGAUGGGAUGGAGUUGGUCGCUUCUGUUUUGUCAGAGCAUCAUGCGCAGGGCUCUAGUGGAGAACGGGUUCAGUGACGGAUCGUUGAUCGAGGACGGCCGCCCCAGUCCUGUGCUGCACUCGCCUGUGAGUUUAGUUGCUGCUGGAUACGUUGAUAAUUUUGCAGUCGUGGGUUGCGAUGCAGACAUUGUGACGGCCAUUCUGGCUGUCCUGCGGCGUGGGGCGGCCUCGCCCCGCCUGCUGGAAGUCUUGCUCGGGCACAUCACGUGGGCGAUGAUUUGUAAAAGAGAGACUUUGUCUAUUAUACACUCCGUCUACGCUUUCAAGUCCCUCAAGGGCCCCAACGUCAGGCCUUCGUGGAACUCGGUAAGGUUUGAGCUCUGGUGCGUGGCUAGUACGCUGCCUCUGUGGUCCUCGCAUUUGGGUAUUCCUUGGGGUUCACGGGUCUCCGCUUCGGACGCGUCUCCUAUUGGCGUCGGCGUCUGUACUCGAGAUCUGGACUGGCCUCAGGUGGCCGACAUGGGGAGGGUUACGGCGCGGUGGAGGUACAGGCGCACGGCGGCAGUUACAGCAAGGGCUAACGCAUUGGGGCUGGAUGAGCUCCACCUGGAGGAGGGCCUCUUGGACUCCGUCGCCGUGGACUACGUCGAAUCGUUCAACCCCGAGGGCUCCGUCAAGGGCUUUCUGGAGGUCCCCAAGGAGAUCAGGGAGGCCUCAGCUUGGGCCACGGUCAUCUCGAGGAGGCAUUGGGAUCCCAUGAGGAACAUCUUGGAGCUCGAGGGGGAGGCGUUGCACGACGCCGUUCGCCACGCGUCCCGCAACGGACAGCCAGCGGCGGUUCAGCGCUCCCUCACGCUGAGGGUCGCUCGGAAGCAGCAGCAUCCACGGCCGACGCAGCUGGCGGAGGGCGCCAUCAGCUUCCUGGAGAUGUCUGCCGCCACGGACUCGACCAGGGAGCGCUACAGGGGUCACGCCGAGAGGUUCCUCGAGUGGGUGACUUGGCACGGCCUGGACUUUCACUCGGCCCCGCAGCUGGACGUGGCGCUGGUGGCGUUCAUGACCGACCUGGCCUUGGACGGGUUCGACUCCGCCACGGGGAGGAUGUCAGUAGCCGCUCUGAGGCAUUUCUUGCCCCAGCUGCUCGGCGGCAGGCGCCCUCCCCCUCGAGCGGCCCGAGCCCUCGACGGCUGGCGGCGGCUGGUCCCCCCGCAGAUGCGGCCCCCACUGCCGCGAGCUGCGGCCAUGGCAGUUGCUGGUUGGAUGUUCUCUCGCAACUUGCCCAGCGUGGGGGUGUUCGUGGCGCUGGUGUUUCAUGCGUACCUGCGGCCCUCGGAGGCUUACCGUCUGAGAGUGAGCUCGUUGGUGCCGCCAAUAGCUGGGACGGGGUUCAGCUCAUGGGGGAUCAUCGUCAACGACGCGAAAGCAGGCCGGCCUGGCAAGACGGGCGAGACCGACGAGUCGGUGCUGGUGGAUGCGCCAGAGCUCUGGCCCGUGCUGCUCGCGCUGAAGGCCAACAGGGAGCCACGCGCCAGCCUGUGGAACUUCAGACCCGCCGACGUCCGCUUGAUAUUCGCCCAAGGCUUGAGGGAGCUCGGGCUGCAGAAGGAGUCCCCGUCCUUGUACGCCCUCCGCCAUGGGGGGGCCUCACGCGACUUGCUCUCGGGGUCCCGAUCGUUGGCGGCAGUGAAAGAGAGGGGCAGAUGGGUGACGGACAAGAGCAUGAGACGGCAUGGCAAGCGCACUCGGAUGCAACAGAGAAUCGGAGACCUGCCCGUCGAAGUCAGUCGCUUUGGAAAUCAGGUGCUCGAAAGAUUGGCGGAGCUCAUCGUGUGCAGUUUUGUGAACGGCCAUUUCCCGCUGGCUGUUCCUCUUCAGCCCAUGCCUGCCGUCCCGCCAGUCGCAAG